Molecule: messenger RNA, 984 nt
Organism: Lodderomyces jiufengensis
Lineage: Eukaryota; Fungi; Ascomycota; Pichiomycetes; Serinales; Debaryomycetaceae
Exons: 1
Coding region: 1-984 (327 amino acids)
Biological process (GO): mitochondrial respiratory chain complex III assembly
Cellular component (GO): mitochondrion
Source: RefSeq, a predicted model, not a curated record
AUGUUAAGAAUAAGCCAUGGUGUCAGACUAUCUCCUAUAAGACUAUUGUCUCAAACAACUCGAACAAGUUUCCAGAUCAAAAAUUCAAUACUAGAUAAAUAUAAACAAGAACAAGAUGAAAUAAUAGAAUCACCAACAAAUAUGGCAAAAGAUUCUCAUUUACCAAUAAUAGAACAAGAUCUCAAGAUCAAACCACGUCAACCUAAAACAAAAGCACCAUUUUUAUCAAAAGAAGAAGAUUCUCAACAAACUAUUUCAAGCUUUAAAGAAAAAAUAGGUCAAUGGAUUGUUUCUACAUUUGCAGUGGAUAUGGAUAAAUCAAGAAGUGGACCAGUUGCUGGUGGGAUUUAUUUUGGAGAAUGUAAAAAACAAGGAUUGUAUUAUCCUAAUGAACCUUUAAGUGAUACUGCUAAAUUUUAUUAUCAAACUUUGGGUUUACCAAUGUCAUUUUCACAACAAUUUCAAAUUACUAUCUUACAUUAUUGGAUCUUAUCAGUAAGAAUGAGAGCACUACCUUUUAAAUAUUCAAGACAAUAUCAACAAAAAUUAAUUGAUAGAAUUUUUACAGAUUUAGAGUCGAGAAUGACUACUGAAUUAGGUAUAAAGUCAGGUAGAUUAAUUGAAGGAUAUUCAAAAGAUUAUCAUAGUCAAUUAUUAGGAGCUGUGUUGAGUUAUGAUGAAGGAUUAAUGAGUGAUGAUAUUACAUUAGCAGCUGCAUUAUGGAGAAAUAUUUUUAAUGCUAAUGAAAAUGUUGAUGUUAGACAUAUUGAAGCUUUAUUGGUUUAUGUUAGAUCACAAUUAUAUGUUCUUAAUAAAAUGACAGAUAGAGCUUUUGGAUUUGGUAAAUUUAAAUUUGUACCACCUGAUCAAACUGUUCAACCAAUCACUAAAAAACAAGAGGAAUUAAUAAAACAAAAGACAAAAGAAGAAUUUUCAAAUAUGAAUUUACCAUCUCAACAAUCUGUUUUAUCAAUGGAUGAAUAA